GCCACGCAGAGACGUUUGCGAUUCGACCGGCCGCGGAGGCUGCAGUCGUCGUCGUCGUCGCGUUUCACUAGUGGGAGUUUGCCGGCGUAUAAAAUAUAAGGCGAAACGAGCACCGUACACUGUACAGCCAUGCACGGCGUAGCGUUCGGGUGUCUGGUGUUGUUGAGCGUUUGGUGUUGUCAUGCGCGGGGACACGCCACAGCCGCGGCCGUCGACGAUCCAGGGGGAUCGUCGCGGACGUCGCGUUCGUCGUCCGGGGCGAUGAUGAUGGUUCCCACCGUACCGUCGCCACUGAUGUCGGAAGUGUCGACGGCCACCACCCGAGGCCUGGACGCGAUGGUAGCAGCCGCGUCGUCGUCGUCGGCCGGUGCCGCGGACCUGGACACGGCCGCGUCCAAGAAGAAGAAAAAGAAAAAGUCGAAAAAAUUCAAAAAGGGAGGUGGUGCCAGCCACAAGGAGGACCAUUUCAGCAAGAAAGGCAAAAAGGCCGACAAGGGGUACAAGUCGAAACACUCGAAUCACCACGGCAAGAAGGGCCACCACAAGAAGGAGGACAAGAAGAAACACUUUGCCGAGCACGGCGGCCACAAGAAGAAGCACCACGACGAGGGCGGCUACUACAAGGACCAUCAUAAGGGCGAGAAGGGCGAGAAGGGCCACAAGUUCGAAGACAAGGGCGCGUACAAGAAGGGACACAGCACCAAGGGCAAACACGAGGUUCACAAAUUAGACGAGUUCAAGAAGAACAAAAAAUUCUACGACGAGCACCACGACUCGGGACACCACAAGAAGCACGGUGGCUACGAACACAAACACGGGCACAAGGAGGGCAAGAAGUACAAGAAGGGUCACAAGCACGCCGGACACCAUCACGACCACAAGGGCAAGAAGGGCAAACACCAUCAUGGCAAGCACUACAAAGAGCACAAGGGUCACAAGAAGGCGGCGGGACACGACGAGAAGUACGGACACAAGAAGGACUACGCGAAAAAGGGUGGCCACGACGAGCACAAAAAAUGGAAAUUCAGCAAAAAACAAUAAUCUGCUCGUAGGUACCUGUACUAGUUUUAGAAUUUUAGUCGUGACGGAAGUUGUUGCUGCAGUCGCUGUCGUCCUACGAUCAACUCGUAAUAAUUAUAUUACCUGAACUGCUGCAACGUAGGUAUAUUAUAUUAUUUAUAAUAAUAUUAUGUUAAUGUAGUAGUGCCUAUUUAUAAUGUAUGUGACGUUAUCCGCGACUGAAUCAGUUCGUGUUAAACUUAAUCCUUUUCUAUACGUAUAUCUUUUUAAAUAUAUUUAUAUAUAUGCAUAAUAUUAUUAUAUUUAUAUGCUUGCAA
This is a messenger RNA of Aphis gossypii (cotton aphid), 1337 nucleotides long. RefSeq names its product histidine-rich glycoprotein-like. NCBI's taxonomy places the organism in Eukaryota, Metazoa, Arthropoda, Insecta, Hemiptera, Aphididae. The record is from RefSeq and is a predicted model, not a curated record. The transcript has a single exon. Bases 130 to 1041 code for a protein of 303 amino acids.